CGAUAUGUGGGUAAAGUCUAUUACUUACAAGGGCGAGUGAUAAGAUAGCGAUGCCACACGCUCGGCAUCCCGCUAAUGAACAGUAACACACGAGCGGUCCGCUUGUGCACAGGUUUGCGGCAACCGUCUACGCGCGCGGAUCGCGAAGUUUAACACUAUCGUGCGAAAAGAAGUAAACGAGCGUAAGCGAACGCGAAGCCGGAAGGACCCGGAGAUGUCCACGCGCGAAAAGAUAGUGUUCUACCUCGCCGAGUGAUUCGCGGCUCGUUUUUUCGUUAACUCGAAGAACUUGAAGACUUCGCGCCAACCGGGGGAAGAUCUUAUUGAGGCAAAGUCGCCGUUAAAUUAUUUAAUAAACCGUUCGUGAGAAAUUUUGCCGCAGGGACUUUUUGGCGAUCUCCAAAAGAGAAAAAAGCGCUGUCGCUUCUGUACGUGAACUACGUGAGAAUCGUCAAAAUGUGUGUUCGCCGAUUACGUAUCAAUCGACUGCGCGGGCGGGCUAGGGCGUGACAUUAAUAUUUGAAAGCUACGAGAAUGCAAGUCGAUGGAAACGUAACCUUAAGCAGUAAAAUACGACGAAGAGGAGCGUAAAAGCCCGUAUUAUUUACGCUUUCAAUUCACCGGCGUAGUCGAGAUCCUCUCAAGAACAUCCAGCGACUUCCUCGUAGGCGCGUCCUCACAGCGUAGCCGAAUGUCGUGGAGCAGAGUGGCGCAUGGCUAGAUAAGAGUCUCGCCCGACUUAGGGAACCGGGCGGCAUGGGUAUGCCGCGUUUCUCCCUGAAGAGAUACUUUUUCUACGUGCUAUGUCUGACGGGCACGUUACUCGUCUUGCUGAACCUCCUGCAGGACGAGAAAUGGCACAGCAUGCGGCCACAUCCCGGGCAGCCGCAGUCCGUUCGGGCUGCCGGCGACGGGCCAAAGAUGAAGCCCGAUUCGCCUUUGAAAUCGAAGAAGCCGACGAUGCGAGUAUUACGCACUCGGGAGCGAGUGAGGAAAAGACUUUCGUCCGAGGCAAUGAAUAUAAAUGGAACCGCGAGCUUGGGCGAAAACUCGAUAGACUCGGACCCAUCGCGAAGACCUUGGUACAUGAAAGGAGGAACCAGAAGACCUUAUCCAGCGAUAAGAACUCGCAACACCGGCAGAAGAUUGGCUCAAUUGUGGCCGGAGGAAGAUGCUUACGAUGAUCGUGUGACUAAUCAGUUAAUGUUCGUGCCACCCGAUUACAACAAAACGGGCGGCGAGAAUCAUCCAUUGAAGAAAAUAAUGAUUCCUCACGGGAUGGCCGAAGCCAAAGUCGGUCCUGACAUUUUCUUCCAGCAACGCUGCCCGGUGAAUACUUGCACGAUCGUCCGCGACAAUCCGGACAGCGCCGAUCUCAUUCUAUUUAAGGAUUACGUCACGCACGUGGGACGGAGAUCUUACAAUCAGGUGUGGAUGCUGUAUUUUUUAGAAUGUCCUUAUCACACACAGAGCGUGAAGAACGCCCUUAUCAAUUGGACCGCCACGUAUCGGCGCGAUAGCGACGUAGUGGCACCUUACGAGAGAUGGCAAUAUUACGAUUCCAGUAUUACACAGAUUGCACAAACGUUUAAUUAUGCGGCAAACAAAACGAAGAAGGUCGCCUGGUUCGUUUCCAACUGCCAUCCCCGAAAUCAGCGCAUGCAUUAUGCCAGGGAACUCUCGAAAUACAUCCAAGUGGACAUUUACGGCGCGUGCGGCAGCCUGCGCUGCCCGCGGUCGCAGUCGCAGACGUGCUUCGACAUGCUCGACGAGGACUACAAAUUCUAUCUCGCGUUCGAGAAUUCCAACUGCAAAGACUACAUCACGGAGAAGUUCUUCGUUAACGGACUCGGGCACAACGUCUUGCCCAUCGUGAUGGGCGCCCACCCGACGGAUUACGCGCGCAGCGCGCCGUACCGCUCCUACAUCCACGUGGACGAGUUCGAGUCGCCGAAGGAGCUCGCCGAGUACCUGCAUCGGCUCGACCGCGACGACAAUCUGUACAACUCGUACUUCCGCUGGAAGGGCACCGGCGAGUUCAUCAACACGUACUUCUGGUGCCGGAUGUGCGCCAUGCUGCACGACGACCGUCCGCCGAAAUACUACAAGGACGUCAACGAGUGGUGGCGAGGGGACGGCGUGUGCACGAGCAGCUCGUGGCGGGAGCACGACCAGGUCGCGCGUCCGCAAAACACCUGAGGAUGAUAAGUCGCCCCGGGGACGCGUUUAAAGGGCUCUUCCGGCGGCCACGGAGAGUUCCGUGCGUGCCAUGCGUGCGUGCGCCCGCCCGCCCACGACACGUUGCUCAAUUUCUACAAACUCAAUUUCUACAAAAAUUCCGAUUCUUCCAAAACGGAACGUUGCCCGAGUCCAACGAGGGGCGGCCGGAAGCUUCUGAGAGGGGCCAUUGUGCUCUCGCAUUUAACGACGGGCGGGCUGCUCGAGGCGGAUCGUAAGCGCCCGGGGAUGAACGUCGAAUCGAUCGGCGGGGCUUUUGCGAAACGAGAUCCUGGUGAGACGCGAAAGCGUGCCAUGGUCUCGCACGACCUCGUUUCACGAUCGCUACUCGAGCCGCUCUCGAGGAAGGUAUUAAUAAGACCCUCGUCGAGAGUAUCGCGCGACUUUUCAUCACUCGGCCGCUUUUAAGGGGCGCUCAGGAAAGCCGCGACUUGGCUUUUACUCGUUUCCGACGAUCGAGACGCGAACAGGAAAGUCUUUCUAAGGGCGAGUUUCACAAACGUCGGUUAACUGCCGACCAAAGGUUAAUCGAUUCUCUGUCUCUUCUUAGAUAAUAAGGUAGAAAAGAGAUAGGGAGUCGACUGAACUCUGCUUAACUGUUAACUGACGUCAGUGAAACUGGCCCUAAAUGAGACUGCUCGCUCGCGCGCGAGCGAACGAAUUUUAUCAAGGAGGGCAGCGCGUGUGCCUAAUUGUCGAAUCUUCCAAAGUAACGUUUCUAUAUGCUCCUUUUUUUUCGGAUGACAAACAAAGAGAGGUGAGAACAGCGCCCGAAAGACCCCCUGGGAGGUCAUUUUUACUUAUACCACGCGCGACGAAAUUCGUCCGGGCACAAAAUUUUGCGACGUUCGGAAAACGUUUGAAGAAACAUUCGAGCAGGCGUGCGGAGGGCGCCGUAAAACAAUACAAUACACGUGUCACGAGACUCAAGUGUAAUACGCGUUUGUCCAGAAGACCCGAUUCUCGCUGCGCAUUUAGCAUUGAACUGUAUUGCCUGCGAUCCUGGGGUUUAUCCGUGCAACUUAAAAAGACACGUACUUGAGACGGAGUAUUGGGAUCGUUUGCCAUUGAGUGUGCGAUGAGAACACAUGGAUUAUAUGUUUGUAUGGGACGACCCCUGAAUCACACCGGAUAAUCUUCCAACUGUGUGUACUAGAGGACCAAUUACGAGAGAUAGCGAUUUAAAAAAAAGAGAGAAGGCGUUAAUCAGCAUCGAAAAUUACGAUGUUAAUUGACAUGAGAAAUUGAACAUUUUUAAGAAAUUUGACUUCGAUUAUGUGCAUAAAUAGUAUUCGCGAGUAGAUUCAUAAAUAAGAUCCGCUGUAUGCAAUUGUUGUAUCACUUUUUCUGUGAAAUUAGUGUUACCCACGGUGUGUACCCACCGAAUAUUUCGUCUGCUGCUAAAGGUGUAUCGUUUACAAAUCAGUACUACUGCUGUAGCAGUUUUCAGAUGAAAAAGUUCAGUUUGUUAAGUAAACCGGAACUUAUUUAUGAAUCAACCAAAUAAAAUCUUAUUCCUCAAUCAAUUUUAUCUCGGCAAAACUUUUAAAUCAACCUUAAUUAUACGAGUAAUUAAGUUGACAAUUAAUUACGAUGACAAAAGUGCAAGAAAUGCAUUGCUAAAACGGGAGUCAUUUGCAAAUUUAUCAUCACGACAGCUGGAAGGACAAUCGGUGAAGAAAAAUCUAAAACGUGUUAGAUAAGUAACUGCAAUCUAAUGAAAGAGAGAGAGAGAGAGAGAGUGAGCAGCCGCGAGAUUUGCGUGUAACAUAAAAGAACAGUGGCGUCGAAAAUGGAGUGUGAACCGCGUAUUGUUUUGUAAUGCAAUUUGCGAGCUCUCGUCGAGGAGGGCUCGCUGCUUUUUGUAGAGUGAGAAUUACUGUUCAGUAUUUAAUAUUAUUGUUCCUUCUUGCGAAUUCUCGCGAGGGGAUCUUAUCGUUGUAGGCGAAGAAAAAAAAAA
This is a messenger RNA of Vollenhovia emeryi, 4198 nucleotides long. RefSeq names its product glycoprotein 3-alpha-L-fucosyltransferase A (gene FucTA). Gene Ontology annotation, molecular function: alpha-(1->3)-fucosyltransferase activity. NCBI's taxonomy places the organism in Eukaryota, Metazoa, Arthropoda, Insecta, Hymenoptera, Formicidae. Gene Ontology annotation, cellular component: membrane. The record is from RefSeq and is a predicted model, not a curated record. The coding region runs from base 757 to 2199 and encodes 480 amino acids. The transcript has 8 exons.